This is a messenger RNA of Gadus chalcogrammus (walleye pollock), 5224 nucleotides long. RefSeq names its product protein polybromo-1-like. The transcript is spliced from 29 exons. Bases 132 to 4946 code for a protein of 1604 amino acids. Lineage: Eukaryota; Metazoa; Chordata; Actinopteri; Gadiformes; Gadidae. Gene Ontology annotation, biological process: chromatin remodeling. The record is from RefSeq and is a predicted model, not a curated record. Gene Ontology annotation, molecular function: protein binding; chromatin binding. Gene Ontology annotation, cellular component: RSC-type complex.
CACAACUUCCGGACAGGAGUUUUUAAAUCAAGCUAGCUAGCAAGUUUAGCAUUCUGACUAAGGAAAUAUAGCGUAUAUUGCUGAAUAUCAGGCUGCAGGUUAGCUGGGUUGAACACCAGUCAGCUGUUUCAAUGAGCUCCAAGAGGAGACGGGCAACCUCCCCAUCCAGCAGUGUGAGCGGCGGGGGCGAUUUGGAUGAUGCGUCCUCCACGCCUGGAAGUGGUAGAAAAAGAAGAAGGACUUCUAAUAUCCCUACCGUAGACCCGAUUUCUGUUUGCAACGAGCUGUUCAACACCAUCAGGGACUACAAGGAUGACCAAGGAAGGCAGCUUUGUGAAUUCUUCCUUCGGGUUCCGAAGAGAAGGAAUCAACCAGACUAUUAUGAGACGGUUUCCCAGCCUAUCGACAUGGCAAAGAUCCAACAGAAACUUAAACUGGAGGACUACCAAGAAGUGGAGCAUCUCACCGCCGACUUCCAGCUCCUGUUUAAUAACGCCAAGUCAUACUACAAGCCGGACAGCGAGGAGUACCGGGCCGCCUGCAGGCUGUGGAUGGUCUACGUCCAGACCAGGACCGAGUUUGUGCAGCCCGGAGACGGGGACGACGACGAUGACGACGACCUGCUCGACAACACAGGACUCUCGACCGAGGACGAGACCCCGACGGCCUGUCGGAAAGAGUCUCUGGAGCAGCUCCUAGAGGCUGUGGUGUCUCACGCAGACCCCGCCGGCCGAGUCAUCAGUGAACUCUUCCAGAAACUUCCUUCCAAAGUGCAUUAUCCAGACUACUAUGCAGUUAUAAAGGAGCCCAUUGAUCUGCGAGCGAUUGCUCAGAGAAUACAGAUUGGAUACUAUAAAAGUAUCAACGCUAUGGCCAAGGACAUUGACCUACUUGCAAAAAAUGCCAAAACGUACAAUGAACCCGGAUCUCAGGUCUUUAAGGAUGCUAACGCCAUCAAAAAAGUCUUUAUGCAGCGGAAGACGGAACUCGAACACGCCGAGCCGACAAAGUCCAGCGUUCGCAUCAGAAACCGCAGGUCGGCCCAAGGCGACCGUCACUCGGGUGUCAGCGUGUCCCUGCAGUAUGGCUCGGAGAGCGAGGACGAGCCCGUGGCCGCCGGCACGCCCGUGCGCUACGACGACCCGGACCUGGAGGGCGAGGGCCCGGGCUCCGGCGGGGACGGGAGCCACCCGGUCUUCCAGCUGUACGACGCGGUGCGGCGCUGCCGCAACAACCAGGGCCAGCUGCUGUCGGAGCCCUUCAUGCAGCUGCCCUCCCGCAGGGAGUACCCCGACUACUUCCAGCAGAUCAAGAACCCCAUCGCCCUGCAGCAGAUCAGGCAAAAGAUGAAGCAGGGCGAGUACGAGAGCGUGGAGCAGAUGGAGGCGGACCUGAAUCUGAUGCUGGAGAACGCCAAGCGCUACAACAUGCCCACCUCGGGCAUCUACAAGCGCGCCCUCAGGCUGCAGCAGAUCCUCCAGUUGAAGAAGAGGGACGUCCUCAGGAGGGACGACGCGGACGAGGACAGCAUCCUGUCCUCCGACGCCGGGAGCACCAAGAGGAAAAGCCAUAAGAAGAACAUCAGGAAGAACCGCAUGAAGACGCUGUUCAGCGCCGUGAUCGACGCCAAGGAGGUGGGCACUGGCCGGCGCCUGUGCGAGCUCUUCAUGGUCAAGCCCUUCAAGAAGGACUACCCCGACUACUACAAGGUGAUCCUGGAGCCCAUGGACCUGAAGACCAUCGAGCACAACAUCCGCUCGGAGCGCUACGCCAACGAGGACGCCCUGCUGGUGGACAUGAAGCUCAUGUUCCGCAACGCCCGCCACUACAACGAGGAGGGCUCUCAGGUUUACAACGAUUCAGACGUCCUGGAGAAGGUCUUGAAAGACAAGCGCAAGGAGAUGGGAGCUCCGCCCGAAGAGGAGGAAGUGGGUUCGCCGAAGCUCAAGCUGAGAAAGUCGGGCGUCUCCCCCAAGAAGUCCAAGUACCUCACCCCGCUGCAGCAGCGGCUCACCGAGCUCUACGACGCCGUGCGCAACUUCACGGACCGCCGCGGCCGCCGCCUCAGCACCAUCUUCCUGCGGCUGCCGUCGCGCGCCGAGCUGCCCGACUACUACGCCACCAUCAAGAGGCCCAUCGACAUGGAGCGCCUGCGCAGCCACAUGCUGUCGGCCCGCUACCAGGACGUGGAGGCCAUGGUGGAGGAGUUUGCGCUCAUGUUCAACAACGCGUGCACCUACAACGAGCCCGAGUCCCUGAUCUACCGCGACGCCCUGGUGCUGCACCGCGUGCUGCUGGAGACCCGGCGGCAGCAGGAGGGCGCCGAGGACUCGGGCGCCCCGCCGCUGGUGCCCCUGGUGCGCGAGCUGAUCCGCAACCUGUUUGUGUCGGUGCUGGGCCACCAGGACGAGGAGGGGCGCGUCUACAGCGACUCCCUGGCCGAGAUCCCCGCCGUGGACCCGGAGGCGCCCGAGAAGCCGGCGGUGAACUUCGAGGUGGUGCGGGCCAACGUGGAGCGCGGACGCUACCACCGGCUGGACGUCUUCCAGGAGCACAUGUUUGAGGUGCUGGAGAAGGCCCGCCGGCUGCACAGGACCGACGCGGAGGCCUUCGAGGAUGCGGUGGAACUGCAGCAGUUCUUCGUCAAGAUCCGGGACGAGCUGUGCAAGAACGGAGAGAUCCUCAUGUCCCCGGCGCUGAACUACACGUCCAAACACCUGCACAGCGACAUCGACCAGGAGAAGAGGGAGAAGAUUCCCCUGGAGUUUGAGGACGACAAACAGAAGCGAGAAGAGGAGAGCAAAGACGCGGAUAAAUCCGGAGAGCUGCCGGCGGAGGCGUGGCAGUCGGGACCAGAGCGCACCUACAGCCAGGACUGCAGCUUCGAGAACAGCACGUACCGCGUGGGCGACUUUGUGUACGUCACGCCCACCGAGGCCAACCACAAGCCCCACAUCGUCAGCAUCGAGCGCCUGUGGACGGACCAAGCCGGCGAGAAGUGGCUGUACGGCUGCUGGUUCUACAGGCCCAGCGAGACCUUCCACCUGGCCACGCGCAAGUUCCUGGAGAAGGAGGUGUUCAAGAGCGACUACUACAACAAGGUUCCCAUCAGCAGGGUCCGGGGCAAGUGUAUGGUCAUGUUUGUCAAGGACUACUUCAAGCUCCACCCCGAGGGCUACCGGGCCGAGGACGUGUACAUCUGCGAGUCCCGCUACACGGCGCGCAACAAGACCUUCAAGAAGAUCAAGGUGUGGGCCAUGCCGGUGACCUCGGUGCGGCUGGCCCAGCGCGACACGCCCCUGCCCGUGGUGCGCGUGGCCUCCAUGUUCGCCAAGCCUCCCCAGGAGAGGGCGCUGAUGGACGUGUCCGACGCGGACAAAGGAGGCUGCGUGGACAAGGAGCGGGAGGACGUCCCGGUGGAGAUGACGGGGGCGGAGCCCGGCUGCCAGUACUACGACCAGCUGCGUUACAAGAACAUGUGGCUGAAGGUGGGGGACUGUGUCUACAUCCAGUCCCACGGUCUGUCCAAGCCCCGCGUGGCCAGGAUCGAGAAGCUGUGGGUGCAGAACGGAGCCACAUUCUUCUUCGGGCCCAUCUUCAUCCACCCCGAGGAGACGGCCCACGAGCCCACCAAGAUGUUCUACAAGAAGGAGGUGUUCCUCAGCAACCUGGAGGAGACCCUGCCCAUGACCUGCGUCCUGGGCAAAUGCCUGGUGGCCUCCUUCAAGGACUACCUGUCCUGCCGGCCCACCGAGGUGCCCGAGGACGACGUGCUGCUGUGCGAGAGCCGCUACAUCGAGACGGAGAAGCAGAUCAAGAAGUUCAAGGGCCUGAAGCGCUUCUCUCUCUCGGCCAAGGUGGUGGAGGACGAGACCUACUACUUCAGGAAGCUGGUGGUGCCCCAGAAGGAGGCGUCUCCGCUGCUGAACAAGAAGAUCGAGGAGCUGGAGCUGAAGCUGGCCGACGUGGAGGACGGGGACGAGGACCUGGAGGACCUGGACGACGACGACGAGGCCCCGGCCACGCCCUCCAUGCCCCUGAUGCAGACCCCCGUGACGGUCGACCUGGACGCCACCGUGUACACGCCCUCCCAGUCCACUCCUAAGAUAAAGGGCAUGUCCAAGAAGGAGGGCUCCAAGAGGAAGAUCAACAUGAGCGGCUACAUCCUGUUCAGCAGCGAGAUGCGGGCCGUCAUCAAGGCCCGGCACCCCGACUUCUCCUUCGGGGAGCUGAGCCGGCUGGUGGGCACCGAGUGGAGGAACCUGGAGGCCACCAAGAAGGCUGAAUAUGAAGAGCGGGCCGCCAAGGUGGUGGAGCAGCAGGAGCGAGAGAGGGCCCGGCAGCAGGCUUCCCCUAGAGCAGGCAUGAUGGGAGCUUACGGCCCGCAGUACAUGCCCAUGCAGGGCCCCCACGAGGGCCUGUUGAGCGUGGCCCCCAUGCCGCCGCUUCAUCUAGGGGGCCCGCCGAUGGCCGCCCAUCAUCUCCAGCAAGGCAUGCACUAUCCCGGCAUGCCCCACCCGGGUAUGAUGGCUCCAGGGAUGAACGGCAUGGCAGGGAGCCCUAACCCUGGGACCCACUACAUGCAGCAGCCUGGUAUGUACAGCCCUGGUCCUCAGGCUCCGCCCCCAUACCCCGGACAACCUGGCCAACCGGCCAGCCCCCUGUUCGUAGCCCCCCCACCCAAGACCCAGAGGGUCCUUCACUCUGAGGCCUACCUCAAGUACAUCGAGGGGCUGAACUCAGACAGCGGCACUGUGAGCAAGUGGGACCAGACCCUCAAAGCCCAAAGACGGGACGCCCACCUGACCAAAGAGCAGGAGAGCCAUCUGCCCAGCCACUGGCUGAAGAGCAAAGGCGCCCACCGCACCAUGGCGGACGCGCUGUGGCGUCUCAGGGAGCUCAUGCUGAGAGACUCGCUGAACAUCCGCCAGGCGUACAACCUGUAGAUUCACUGGGACCACUUGUAAAACCUGCUUCCUCACUGUUCUUAUCGCGACACAAACUCUAGCACCAGUAAUAAUAGACCAUAGAGGCAAUAUUUUACAAAGAAUUGUUCAAUCAUGGAUUUUUAUAUUUAUUAGCAGGAUAAGCUUGAUGUACCGGUAGUUUGUAUGUGUGUGUGUGUGUGUGUGCUUUUUUUCAAUUAUUUUUUAAACCUUGGGAGAAUUUGUCUUCAAAUUAUGUUUUGGCUUAUGGACACUGACAAAAUAAAAUUGUUCGUGCU